AUGUCUGGCAAGUUGGACAAGUCUCUCGACGAGAUUCUCGUCAGCCGCCGACAGGGUGCUCGUCGUCGCGACCGCCGUUCGGCCCCUAAGGCCGCCGCCGCUUCUGUUCCGGUCGGUGGAGUCAAGAAGACCACCAAGACUGCUAAGCCUACCGGCAAGGUUGCUCAGAAUGGACACCCUAUCUCGCGUGAAAGUAAAAUCAUGGUCAGCGGCUUGCCUGCCGAUGUGAACGAGGCCAAUAUCAAGGAAUACUUCACUAAGUCUGCAGGUCCCGUGAAGCGAGUUAUGCUCACCUACAACCAGAAUGGUACUAGCCGCGGAAUCGCAUCCAUCGUCUUCAGCAAGCCCGAUACGGCUGCGAAGGCUGCCAAGGAUUUGAAUGGCCUUCUAGUCGAUGGGAGACCCAUGAAGAUCGAGGUUGUCGUUGAUGCCUCCCACGCGCCCGAUGUCGCUGCUCCCAAGUCCCUUGGUGAGCGUGUCGCUCAAACCAAGCCCAAGCCCAAGCCUGCUACCGCCAACAAGGCCGCUACGAACGCCCAGGGACGUGGUCGCCGUGGUGCCCGUAAGAACGGCCGCACUCCCAACCGCCCCAAGCCUAAGACUGUCGAGGAGCUUGAUGCAGAGAUGGUUGACUACUUCGCUACCACCGAUAACACCGGCCCUGCUGAGGGUAACGCUCAGACGAACGGAGCCCCUCAGCAGCAACAAGCUGCCGCCUCUGGUGAGGACCUUGGCAUGGCUGAGAUCUCUUAA
Messenger RNA from Aspergillus japonicus CBS 114.51, 753 nucleotides. RefSeq lists its product as uncharacterized. Lineage: Eukaryota; Fungi; Ascomycota; Eurotiomycetes; Eurotiales; Aspergillaceae. Bases 1 to 753 code for a protein of 250 amino acids. Gene Ontology annotation, molecular function: mRNA binding. The transcript has 6 exons. Gene Ontology annotation, biological process: mRNA export from nucleus. The record is from RefSeq and is a predicted model, not a curated record. Gene Ontology annotation, cellular component: nucleus.